CGGGCCGACCGGCCGAGCUCGCUGGAGAGGGCGCCGGGACUCCCCUCUCUGCGCCCCGGACGCCGCCCGCCGGAUCGCGCCGUGGGAUGUAGCGCCGGCUCGCCGCCUCCCGGACACUCGUCUGACCCUCAGCCCCGCGGUGACCACGCCGGCUUCAGGACAUGCACGGACACAGCCGCAACGGCCAGGCCCACGUGCCCCGGCGGAAACGCCGCAACCGUUUCGUCAAGAAGAACGGCCAAUGCAACGUCUACUUCGCCAACUUGAGCAACAAGUCACAGCGCUACAUGGCGGACAUCUUCACCACCUGCGUGGACACGCGUUGGCGCUACAUGCUCAUGAUCUUCUCCGCGGCCUUCCUUGUCUCCUGGCUCUUUUUUGGCCUUCUCUUCUGGUGUAUCGCCUUCUUCCACGGUGACCUGGAGGCCAGCCCCAUGGUGCCCACGGCGGGGGGCCCCACGGGCAUUGGAGGGGCGGCCCCCACGGCCCCCAAGCCCUGCAUCAUGCACGUGAACGGCUUUCUGGGCGCCUUUCUGUUCUCAGUGGAGACACAGACAACCAUCGGCUACGGGUUCCGGUGCGUGACAGAGGAAUGCCCACUGGCGGUCAUUGCGGUGGUGGUCCAGUCCAUUGUGGGCUGCGUCAUCGACUCCUUCAUGAUUGGCACAAUCAUGGCCAAGAUGGCAAGGCCCAAGAAGCGGGCGCAGACCCUGCUCUUCAGCCACCAUGCAGUCAUCUCAGUGCGUGACGGCAAGCUGUGCCUGAUGUGGCGCGUGGGCAACCUACGCAAGAGCCACAUCGUGGAGGCCCACGUGCGGGCCCAGCUCAUCAAGCCCUACAUGACCCAGGAGGGCGAGUACCUGCCGCUGGACCAGCGGGACCUCAACGUGGGCUACGACAUCGGCCUGGACCGCAUCUUCCUGGUGUCGCCCAUCAUCAUCGUCCACGAGAUCGACGAGGACAGCCCGCUCUAUGGCAUGGGCAAGGAGGAGCUGGAGUCGGAGGACUUUGAGAUCGUGGUCAUCCUUGAGGGUAUGGUGGAGGCCACGGCCAUGACCACCCAGGCCCGCAGUUCCUACCUGGCCAGCGAGAUCCUGUGGGGCCACCGCUUCGAGCCCGUGGUCUUUGAGGAGAAGAGCCACUACAAAGUGGACUACUCACGCUUUCACAAGACCUAUGAGGUGGCUGGCACACCCUGCUGCUCCGCCCGGGAGCUACAGGAAAGCAAGAUCACCGUGCUGCCGGCCCCACCACCCCCGCCCAGUGCCUUCUGCUAUGAGAACGAGCUGGCCCUCAUGAGCCAGGAGGAAGAGGAGAUGGAGGAGGAGGCGGCGGCCGCUGCUGCUGUGGCCGCAGGCCUGGGCCUGGAGGCGGGCUCCAAGGAGGAGGCUGGCAUCAUCCGAAUGCUCGAGUUCGGCAGCCACCUGGAUCUGGAGCGCAUGCAAGCCACCCUCCCACUGGACAGUAUCUCCUACCGCAGGGAGUCUGCCAUCUGACCUCCAGGCCCUGCCCUCACCACUGCCCAUAGGAGCCCCCUCUCAUUCUCAGGACAGAGCUGACCCUGGCUCUGUGGACCUUCUAGGGGAAGGUGGGGGGGGUCAAAGAUCAGGAGACCCCUUCCUGCUGACAUCAUCACCCAGGCCGGAGAAGGCCCAGACUCACACCUAUCCACAGUGGCCCUGGGCCCCCAGACCCAGCACCCUUCCCCACUGACUCUUCAAGGACUCUCCCUCUUUGCUCUCAGAACCUUGGGGAAGGCAGCCAGACUGCUUGGGGGCAUCUUGGGGUUCUGGGGGUGGGCAGGGGGUUAGUUCGGGGGAGGGUGGGUGGGGGGGUGCGUUUCUUUUGCAUGACUGUGGCCUGUUGCUCAUGACUUUCUUUUGUAAAUAUCUAUAAAUGGAGAGAGAUGGAGACACCAAAUUCACGAUGCAGCCCCUCUCUGUGCACCCCACCCCUCCCCACCUAUCAAGCCCACAUGCUCCCUGCCCAGCUGGCUGGCCCCUUGGCCCUUGGAUGGUGCUGGGUUUGGGUGGAGAGUCAGGACCCCAAGGGGCAGGAUAAAGGCCCAUCCCACCCUCCCUGCAGGCCCUCUGGGCCCAGAUUGACAAUGGAGUUUGUAACUAUAUAUUUUUAAUAAAGUAUAUG
Messenger RNA from Nycticebus coucang (slow loris), 2145 nucleotides. It is a transcript of the gene KCNJ4, whose product is annotated as potassium inwardly rectifying channel subfamily J member 4. Gene Ontology annotation, molecular function: inward rectifier potassium channel activity. Gene Ontology annotation, biological process: regulation of monoatomic ion transmembrane transport; potassium ion import across plasma membrane. The coding region runs from base 162 to 1496 and encodes 444 amino acids. The record is from RefSeq and is a predicted model, not a curated record. The transcript is spliced from 2 exons. NCBI's taxonomy places the organism in Eukaryota, Metazoa, Chordata, Mammalia, Primates, Lorisidae. Gene Ontology annotation, cellular component: plasma membrane.